GCGGUUUUCAGGCCCGGGGCGGGGAACCAGCAGGGAAUGCUGGCGGCGAGUAGCGCUGCAAUGGGCACCAGAACCGGAGCCGGGGGGGCGGGAAACGGUACCGGGUUAAGCAGCCUCCCUGUGAACACGGCCGGACCGGGACCGGACACAGCCUCCGGGACCGACGGAGGCCGGUUUUCAGAGCGGGAUUACAGCACCGAGGUGAUCGACAGUGGCUCCGACCAGGACUCGGACUCCGGCGAUGACGAAGGCGCGGCGGGUUCAGGCGGGGACAGGAGAGGCGUGAAGCGGGAGAGGAGCGAGAGGGAGGUCGGCCAUCAGUCAGCGCCCACCUCCGGAGGCCUGAGCGGGGGUUACGGCGGGGUCAGCCCCGGGGUGCCGGGAGCCAAACCCGGCAAGAAAACCAGAGGAAGAGUUAAGAUCAAGAUGGAGUUCAUAGACAACAAGCUGAGGAGAUACACAACUUUCAGCAAGAGGAAGACCGGCAUCAUGAAGAAGGCCUAUGAGCUGUCCACACUGACCGGGACUCAGGUGUUGCUGCUGGUUGCCAGCGAGACGGGUCACGUGUACACGUUCGCCACCAGGAAGCUGCAGCCGAUGAUCACCUCGGAGACGGGGAAGGCUCUGAUCCAGACUUGCCUCAACUCUCCGGACUCCCCGCCUCGCUCAGACCCCUCCUCCGACCAGAGGAUGAGCGCCACGGGCUUCGAGGAGACCGACCUCACCUACCAGGUGUCUGAGGCUGACGGCUGUUCGGAGCUCGCCAAGGAUGUGAUCAAACCAGCUUUCAGUGUGCCCGCCUCUUCGGCGGCCCUGCAGGUGCUGAGCGGCGCCCCCUCCUGGCAGCCGUCCUCCUCCACCAAUGGGACGGUGCUGAAGACGUCGGCCGGCGUAGUGCUUCCUGCAGGCUUCACCUUGAUGUCAGGAGGCGGAGUCACGCAGCAGCUACAGGCCAUCCAGGUUCAGGCCAGCAGCCAGCACACCUCCACCAAUCAGAGCAGCUCAGACAUCCACAGCCCAGCCUCCUCCACAGCCAGCCUUCCUGCCUCCAUCAUGUCCUCCUCCUCGUCCUCCUCCUCAGUUGCAGGUCACAUGAUGUACCCUGGCGGUCACACGGUGAUGUACGCAGCACCGACGUCAUCACUAGACGGCGGCCUCACCGUCCUCAGCGCCUUCCCCCCGACAGGCCACGCCCAGUCCCACGACCCUGGCUCUCUCCCGCAGGUUUUCCUCACCUCGCUCCCUCCGGUCGCAGCUCAGAUCCCCGUCUCUGCAUUCCAGCUGCACCCGAUGGUCAUCAGUCAGCAGAGCAGCAGCAACCUGACGGAGCUGCAAGUCGUCAGUUUGGACGUCCACCAAUCAAAAGACGACUGA
This is a messenger RNA of Cottoperca gobio, 1374 nucleotides long. Its product is annotated as serum response factor-like. The transcript has 7 exons. Gene Ontology annotation, molecular function: protein dimerization activity; cis-regulatory region sequence-specific DNA binding; DNA-binding transcription factor activity, RNA polymerase II-specific. Gene Ontology annotation, biological process: positive regulation of transcription by RNA polymerase II. NCBI's taxonomy places the organism in Eukaryota, Metazoa, Chordata, Actinopteri, Perciformes, Bovichtidae. Bases 37 to 1374 code for a protein of 445 amino acids. The record is from RefSeq and is a predicted model, not a curated record.